AUGCGAAAAAGAGCAACCAAUUCUAUUGAUGUUCGUUCGGCGAAGAAAAAGAAUGCGGCGUCAUCGUUGAAUUGGCUAUUUGAAUCCAAGAGGAUCACAUUUAACAUUAGUCCCAUCACUAGCGUAUUAUUCUUGUUACUUCUCAUAUCCAUUUUUGUCACAUACGAAAAGCAUAAGGAACAAGCUGUGUGUCGGGUGUUGAAUGAUUGUCAAGAGAAAAUCUCGUGGAUAUCUGUCCCUGAACCCACGAACUCAACAGAAUACCUUCAUUUAGGUAAUGGAGCAUUCGUUUAUCGGCACAUAUACAUGGAUGAGUUUGAGCAAGAAUUUAAUAUAAUUGAUCCGGAUAUCUCCAGAUAUAUUUCGAAGUAUAACCUUACUUUUCGUUUAAGGAAUGACACUGAGAUCGAUCAGUCUGAGGUUGAAACGGCUCUUGAAGAAACUGCUCGUUACGCUCACGUUGUCAAAGAACAAAAAUACCAAGUUGAUAAUGGGACGUUUGUGGAUGAUGGUCGAGUAUAUGUUCGGUGGGUAAAUGAUAUUGUAAGGUAUGGUAUGUUUGCAGGACGUAAGAUGGAAAAAGGGGAUGUUUUAGGAAUCUAUAAUGGAGUUAUUACGAAACAAGGCGCCGAUCUAGAAUAUGCGUGGCAGUUCAAUAAUUUAGUUGAACUUUUGGAUGACAAUGGAGAAGAAAUAAGAACUUGUAUUGAUGGCAAAUACCAUGGAAAUUAUUUACGCUUUGCUAAUCACCGUGAUGCUAAUCAAAAUGGCAAUCCAACCUACGUUAUAUACGACGAUAUAUGGUGGAAAAGUGAAUCACGUGGAUUGUACAAAUAUCCUUGGAAGUAUUCUAGGCCCAUUACCAGGGACAUUAAAGUCCCGACUCGGCACCAGGAAUUAAGUCUGGGUUGA
Messenger RNA from Acaulospora morrowiae, 912 nucleotides. The record is from the annotation of a GenBank genome assembly. Lineage: Eukaryota; Fungi; Glomeromycota; Glomeromycetes; Diversisporales; Acaulosporaceae.